AUGUCGAAGCCAAUUGACGCGGCAGAAGUCGCGAAGCACAACACAAAGGAGUCGUGCUGGGUCAUACUCUAUGGUUCGGUUUGGGACGUGACAGACUUCCUGCCUAGUCAUCCUGGCGGCAGCAACAUUGUCCUAAAGCUCGCCGGAAAAGAUGCUACUGAAGAAUAUGAUCCAAUUCACCCACCGGGGACGUUGGAGGAGAGCCUCUCUGAGGAAGCUCGGCUUGGACCAAUUGACCCUAAGACUCUGCCAGAACCAGUCCAAUCAGCCAAAGACGUGGGACCCGAGCCUAAUUCAGUAGCCUCAGUACCCAUGUCCUCCCUCCUCAACCUCGACGAAAUCGAAGCAGCUGCAACGAAGAAGCUCAGCAGAAAAGGAUGGGCAUACUACUACUCCGCUGCUGACGAUCUUCACUCCAAACACCUCAACAAUUCAAUUUACCGGUCCAUCCUCCUUCGACCCCGCAUUUUCAUGGAUUGCUCCAAAUGUGACACAAGCACCACAUUCCUUGGGCACAAUCUCCGGAUCCCUAUCUUCGUAUCGCCUGCUGCAAUGGCUAGAUUAGCCCAUCCAGACGGCGAAUGGGGCAUUGCACAAGCAUGCAAGAAGUUCGGCGCAAUGCAAAUGAUCAGCAACAAUGCCAGCAUGACGCCAGAGCAGAUCGUAAAGAAUGCUCCGCCAGACCAAAUAUUCGGAUGGCAACUGUACGUCCAGAUCGAUAAAAGGAAAAGCGAGGACAUGUUGGCAAGGAUAAACGAACUUGACGCGAUCAAAUUCGUCUGUCUGACCCUGGAUGCACCUACUCCAGGGAAGAGAGAGGAAGACGAGCGGGCGAAGAACAUCGUGGACAAGGACAAUUCUUCAAUUCUCAAAGACGCAGGCGGACAUGAGUUGAAAGGUGGAGGUGGGAUUGGACAAUCACUGUUUUUCGGUAUGGAUCCAACUCUGACCUGGUCUAAGACGUUGCCAUGGUUGGCGGAACAUACGCACAAACCAAUCAUACUGAAGGGCCUGCAGACACAUGAGGACGCUUAUCUGGCCAGUCAACAUGCGCCGCGGGUCAAAGGGAUCAUCUUGUCGAAUCAUGGUGGAAGAGCGGCGGAUACUGCGCCCCCAUCCGUUCACACCUUGCUGGAGAUCCGGAAGUAUUGUCCCGAGGUAUUUGACAAGCUGGAUGUGGUUGUUGAUGGUGGCAUCAAGCGUGGCACAGACGUUGUGAAAGCCCUGUGUCUCGGGGCGAAGGCGGUAGGGAUUGGACGAGCGGCACUUUUCGGACUGGGUGCUGGUGGGAUUGAGGGCGUUGAAAGAGUAUUGGAAAUUCUCCGGGAUGAAACCAUGACGGCGAUGAGGUUGCUGGGUGCGGAGAAGGUGGGAGAGCUGGGCUUGAGGCAUGUCAAUACCAGGGUGGCGGAGAGGGAUAUCUAUGAUGGACCUGGUGGUAUGGACGGAUUACAGGGGGCAGUAAAAGGUCUGUUGAUCAAGGCAAAGCUGUAG
Molecule: messenger RNA, 1494 nt
Organism: Endocarpon pusillum Z07020
Lineage: Eukaryota; Fungi; Ascomycota; Eurotiomycetes; Verrucariales; Verrucariaceae
Exons: 3
Coding region: 1-1494 (497 amino acids)
Molecular function (GO): oxidoreductase activity; heme binding
Source: RefSeq, a predicted model, not a curated record